AUGUCUCGUGAGGUCAGCAAACCCAUUCGUAUUAAUAAUCCCGCCUCUGAAAGCUUCCACGAUGACGAUGAUAUUGCGGCUGCCCAAAAUCCACUGUGUCUGGUCCAAAACAUUAGUGAGUCCCCAGAUGUCACACAAAAGAAGCUCAUGUCUGAUAUACGUAAGCUAACGCUCAAAGUGAGCGAGUUGGAAAAUUUCUGUGAUGACUGUGAGAGUGAAAAGCAGGAGUUGUUACAAACUAAACUUGAACAUGAAAGGGAGAUAUCUGCACUUGAAGAAAAGUGUCGAAUCAAGGAAAGGGAACUGGUUGAACUUCGUGACGCAUGCAACGAAUUGCAUAUUUGUCAGAUUGACAAUGAAAAAUUGAAGGCAGAAAUAGAACGAUUGAUAGCCGCGCUGAAGAGUUCUCAGGAAAUUAAUGAGGCAGUCGAAGUUUUGAAAAGAGAAAACGAUGAAUUAACCAAGGAAAAUACCAUGUUUGAUAACAAAAUAAAGCUUCUGGAGUCGGAGGUUGCCAAAUGGAAAACUAAUAGUGAAUGGAAAAAGCAGUAUGAACAAGUCAAGGACGCUCUAGAAAAAGCUGAGAAGGAACUCUUCGAGUUUGUGAAAGAGAGCGAGCACACCAAGGCGGUGUCGGAGGUGGAAUUGAUGAGAUCACGGCAGAACCACUCUCAGCCGGUACAAUGGGCGACAAUUUCCUGCUUACGUUGCACGUGCACUUGCCACCAUCGUGCUUUCCAGUUUUCUCAAAUCGGUGAAGACUCAAGACCUCCCUAUGGCCCUAGUGACGGUGUCGGCGACUUUUGCAGCACCUCGUCUCCUUCCUCCCAGCCCCCGGAGUCCACACAGAACAUGGGUGAAAUCUCCGUGGUCGAUGUGUCACUAUGGAGAGACACUCGCUCCAGUUUAACUCAAUCAGAUGCUACUGGUGAGUGUUUGGGGGAGAUAAUGGCCCAGGACACCAAAGUCCAGGAUCUGCAAACCCAGUUAAAUGUUGCUCGUAAUGAGGUGGAUCGCCUCAAUGUGGAACUAUCUCGAAUCUCAACUCAACAUAAAACCCUAUCGAAUAAAUACAAAUCGGAGCUAGAAAGCCUAGAAGCACGAAUAUGUGAUCUGAAUUCGGAGAGGGAAACCCUCCUUACUGAUUUGAAGGCGAAGUGUUUAACCCUCGAAACGGUGAACGACGAAGUAUCUAUCCUUUCAUCUCAACUGAAGAUCACAUCAUCUGAAUUGACGGCGGUAAAAACGGAAGCAAACCAUCUUAAAAAUGAGCUGGAUCGCACUUUGCACAAACUGGAUGAAUCCGAAAUGGAUAAGCUUGGUCUCAGCGACAAAUUGAAUUGUUUUGAGUGUGAAUUGGCCCAGUUUCUUGAAAAGGAGAAGGAAUUUAAAGAAGUUAAACUUGGACUUGAGGAACAGUUGAAUGUUGCACAAGCGGAAAUAAGAAGUUUACGAAGUGAGAAUAAAGAAACAGCUGCUGCCCUGGAAAAUAAACUUGAUGACUUGAUGAGGCAAUUAUCCGAAACACAAAGUCAACUUAAGUCCAAUGAGAUCCUUAGGACCGAACUUUCUGAUUACUUGGAUUCGCUGCAGAAUGAGGGGAAGAGGCUGGGUGAGGAAAAAGUUAUACUCUCCGAACAAUUGGCGCUUUCCAAAAAGGCGGCAGAUGACUUCAGUGCCAGACUGCAGGAAGCGAUUACCGACCUAGAGGAGAAAGCAAGUCUGGUGGAGCAUUUGAAACUGGAACGUGUGAAGUUGAUAGAAGCAAGUGAUACAGCCCACGAGGAGCUAUCGAAGGUGAAGUCUGAACUGUCUCGAGCCCGGGAGGAGGUUGCUCGUUUAUCCGAUGAGCUGAAUGAUAACGAUGACGCUGGUAUACGAGUUGAACAAUUGGAGUCGUCCCUCAGAACCCGUGAUUCCAAUAUCGCAUCGCUGAACCAAUUGAUUUGUGAAAAUGAUGCUGUCAUUUCGCGUUUGACGGAAGAAAAAAGCCGUCUUGAGGUAAUUACCCGUGCUCUGAAAGUUGACUUAGAAGCGCAAACAUCUACUUGUAAUUUGUUAAUUGAAGAGCGUGAUAAGGCACUAAACGACUGUGAUAAACGUACUCAAGAAAUCACAGAUGAAAAAAAGCGCUUUCUUAGACACAUGAAUGCAUUGGAGUCAGAUCUAGUGAAGCACACGCGAGUGAAUAAGGAACUGAGCGAAAAAUGUGCAUCUACGGAACAGGAUCUUUCGAAUUUACAGCAAAAAUUGUCUUUAAUACAGGAUGAAGCAGUCCGCUUAUCGGAAACUAAUCAAUGUCUGAUUGAUGACAACGCUAAGCUUGCAGAGGAGAAAGUAAACCUUAAGCAGCUUCUCGAAGAAGAAUCUUCCCUUAUAGCAAAUUUACGCAACGAGAAUGGUGCCUUGACGAUGGAGAUUUCAAAGUUGAAGUUAGACGCAGAAAAGUACCAACAGGAGAUAGUCGAGACCUACGGCGAAAAGUCAAUCAUGACAGAAAAGUUAGAGAGUCGUACCAUUGAGUCAAUGAACCUGGAAGCGCAACUGACUGAUCUCCGGAAUCAGUUGGCACUGGUGACGGCAGAUCAGGAGAGACUCUUAGGGAGCAAUACGGAGCUCAGCGCGACUGUGGCAGUGAUGGAAGCAGACCGAUCGCAUCUAGAGAGUCAGCUUGGCGAGAUGCGACGGAAGUAUGCAGAAGCGAUGGCAGUGGGGGCACAGCACGAAGAAGCUAACCAUCUGCUGGAGGAAAACGUGAAGCGCCUGCGAACCGACUUCUUGGCUGCCGAGCAGCGCUUGGCCGAGGCUCGCCAAUCUGCCUCUGUUGCUGCCUUGCAUCGUCAGUUUGCAGAGAAUGAGUGCUCUCGUCUCCUCAAGUUUAUCGAAGGACUUGAGCUGCGCCUGGACUCCGCGACAACAGAGCGGUUAGCUUGUGAAGAGCGUGUGGCGGCAGAAGUUGUGCGCUGUCGCCAGUUGGAGGGGUCACUGAACGAAAAGGACACCGUAAUAAGUGCUCUCCGGCACCAGCUUAACCAACUCGACGCUCAGUGGAAGUCGGCUCAGGAGAUGGAGGCGUCGACUCUAACUAAAUAUCUUAAAUCCAGGACGGCUCACAACGAGGCGGAGAAGCGUCUUGCUUUGCUCGAAUCCAGCUCUUCUAUUAUUGGGGACAGAAAAAGAAACUUUGGGAGUUCGGAUCAUAUAUCACGCAAUCCACCGAACGCAGAAGUUGUUCUUACCCCGAUGACAAUGAGCGAGUUCCCUGAACUCCCCUCUUUGAGGAGGCACUCCGAUGGUACAACUCCCCACAGUUUGCGUAAAAGCCGCAGUCAUCAUGAGCAGCCUUCGGGAGGUCUGCGAAGUGUCGCCGAUAUGGUCAGUUCAGCGGGAGAAAAGGGCAAUCUGCACAAACCACAUUUUGAAUCCGUUUUUCAGAAUGAAAGGAAAUUUAGGCAAUCGCCGCCGUUUGGAGAUAUGUUCCCGGCACCUCUUCAGGGGGUUGUACGUCCACAAGGUGUGGAGCCCUCGAGUCCGGAAACUCGGGAGGUGACCUUCGAAUCGUGUUCAGGGGAGGAGAGGGGUCGUAUGGUUGAGGGCGAAAGUGUCCCUGCUCCCUCUUUCUCUCCACCAUUGCACUUCAUUCACAUCAAGGACUUCGCUUUGUGCACCCCACUAUUUGACCAGGAGACGGAUACCCUCAAGGAUAAAAGUCGGCUUGUGGUCAGUCCAAUUAGUCCGCAGGAAUUUGAGCAGUCAUCCUCGAAUAACGUUGUUUUAACGACCAAAAGACCUAUCCAUGUCGCCGAAACAGUGGAACUACCGAGGUGUGCUUCAGCACAAAAUGAGCCGUACCUUAGUGGCUGUGAUGUCAGCCUAAAAGAUUUACUUCUUAUACACCUCAAAGCUGCAAGCAACGCAACAAACACUGAUACCGACACGGUUUCCGAAUUGGAGGGUUGGCCGCCGUACAGCAAUUGUGCAGCCCCACUCAGCCCCCAGGCUUUACGCGGGAAUAGAAUAUUCACAGUUCCGACCCCAUUUGAAUUUCAUUAUCGCCGCCUUCGGCGUCUGCUGAUCGCCCCUGCAGCGGAGGAGAUGGACGUAGAAACGGCCGCGAGCUGCCUCGAGGCCAAAUCCAUCCUUGGAGACGACUUCUCGCAACACAUCUCGAAUCUUGCAGAAACUCCAUGCCCACAUAUGGAUGAGAAACCAUCCACCAAUAGUCACAUCGUCGCAGCUUCUUCCGAGCGACAAAAUCAGAGAAACGUCAAACCAGUCAACGUUAAUGCAAGCACGAGAAUCACUCCCAUCAAAACUCUCACGCCAGAGACCACCAUUCGAAUAAAGGAUUUGUCUAAGGUAAAACUGCGUGCACUACACAAAAUGGCCCAGAUAAAGACUCUUCUUUCACGCGCCCCUUCACAGAAGACCUCUCUAAACGUGAGGACAGCGCAGUCCACCAUCUGCACCUUAUCAAUCGAAGACUGUAAUGAAUCGGACACCUCGGAGGGCAGGCAAGUGGGCGUCGAUCCCGCCGCCUCGAGGUCCACCUCGGCAUCUCGUCCGCCUGCGGCCAAACUGGCCCGCUUUCAGUCUGUCCAGGAGCUCUGUGAUCUCGACGCCACACCAUUGUCUCUGCGUUGCAGUACCAGUAUGAACGCACUGGACAGGGCAGCAGCUGGCCGUACACAGGGGGUCGCCUCGUCACGGCCCGGUUUUCGCCGAUUUAAAGACAAAUUCGGCAAGGUGAGAGGCCGUAAAACCAGCGCCGAGGGUACACCAGUCGCAUCAGGCAGACCCGCAUAUUGGAGCGACAAGGAGAAUGCCGAGUUAGAUCAACUCGCGCGUAUCUCAUCUGCGUCUAGUGUCAAAGCGAAGAAGCACAACAAGGUGAGCGUUCAGACAAGUGAGCUUGCACAAAAUGCAUCUUGCCACCCGAACACGUACAUCUCCAUGGAGCGCAUACAAGAAUCUUUCUCAUUUUAG
Echinococcus granulosus is the source of this 4986-nucleotide messenger RNA. Its product is annotated as kinesin K39. The transcript has 16 exons. Bases 1 to 4986 code for a protein of 1661 amino acids. The record is from RefSeq and is a predicted model, not a curated record. NCBI's taxonomy places the organism in Eukaryota, Metazoa, Platyhelminthes, Cestoda, Cyclophyllidea, Taeniidae.